AAUCAAUUCCAUCAACACACUGACCUACAACUGCCCAGAAUCCAAAUCAACCACACACAGCUAACCGAAGAUAGCACUGACACUCAACCAAAUCCAGGCAACCCUUCCCCCCUCCCACACCAGCACUUCACCUGAUGUAACCUCCCCAUCACAAAACUGUCACUGAUGACUCACACCUGACCCAUCCCAAGACCCUCACUUGACACACCCACAUCUGGCCCAUCCCAAGACCUACUGACCACAUGAAGCCCUUAUAAAUGGAAGAACACUGACAUCACCUGAACUCCGAAGAUAUUACUUAGCCUGGUACUGAAACAUUCAGCAACCAACCCACAAGCUCGGAGAACGAACCUGCACCCUCAUCUUUAGAUUCUGCUUGUUCCUGAUAGAAGUGAGGAUCCAGCUGACAUCCUGGGUGACUUUGCAGGGUGAGAGAGGAGCAGCAGCUGACUCUCAGUAGCGCCACUUGUCUCCUGGUAGUGUACCUCCUUGUGACCCAGAAACGUUCCCUCUGGACCCAUUACGGUUCAGAGCCACUAAGGAGAGAUGCUGAUACGGAGAAGGUCUGGACAUACCUUAUGGUGUGUACAACCACCUUGGAAGUGGGGGACAAACUGCAUUUGGCUGAGUUUUGCUGUGCUAUGUCUGACUAUGCUGAGCUUAGUUUGUCUACAGACAGGGCUAAUGCUGCAUUUGGGCUCCCGUGAUCCGGGAGUGCCCUCCAACUUUACAAGAACACUCUUCCAGGACAUCCAAAUUUCCUCAGAGAGAAACAAAACUCUGAAGCUCCCCUCAGCUGCUAGAUCUGUCAACCAGAACUUAGAAAUUACAACACAGACUCUGACAGAAGAUUCUUUCUUCUCCAGAAUCAGGAAGUUCUGGCAACGUCUUGAGAAGGUCCUUGCUGGAUUUCAACAACUCAUAAAGGUUUCUCAUUCCAUCUUCCCAGCACGGCCCUUACCAUGGCCUGUGUGGCAGAAAAAGCUUUCAUCCCAAGUACUGAGCCCUCGUCUUCGACAAGUCUUCCAGAACUAUCAAUCAAUGAACAAGUAUCAGGUGCCCUCAGGUGCUGGGCAGCGCCUAAACAAUCCAUACCUAACUGGGAUGGACCUCUUGUGCCAGCUCAAAAGCCGUGUGAAUGUGUCCACUGUGUUGGGUGAUGAAGGACCCUUUGCAGAACCAAUAUGGAGGGGUAUGCUGCCUCAGAGGAGUUUGGCAGAAGAACUUGGUCACUUGAAGACAUGUGCAGUUGUGAGCUCAGCUGGCUCCAUGUUGGGGUCAGGAUUGGGCAAUGAGAUCGAUUCCCAUAAUGCUGUCCUUCGUUUCAAUGGCGCCCCAACUACUGGGUAUGAACAUGAUGUGGGCACAAAAACAACACUCCGCCUUGUGAAUUCCCAGCUGAUGGCUUCUCCAGAGCAGCAUUUUCUGGAAGGACAACUCUAUGCCCAGGGAACUCUGGUCGCGUGGGAUCCAGCCCCUUACCCUGGGGACCUAGAAGAGUGGUACAAGUCUCCUGAUUAUCCCCUCUUUGAACCCUUCCGUACCUUGCGGGCCAAAAGACCUUGGCAGCUAUUCCAUCUAUUGCAUCCACGGCUACAGUGGGAGCUCUGGGAGCUGGUGCAGGAAGGGGCAGAUGAGCAAGUGCAGCGCAAUCCUCCAUCUUCAGGCCUGCUGGGAACAGUGCUAAUGAUGUCCUUAUGCGAACUUGUCCAUGUGUAUGAAUUCCUACCAUCUCAACGGCAAUCCCAUCGGUGCCACUAUUACCAGGAUUUCUCUGAUGAUGCCUGCACACUGGGUGCUUACCAUCCAUUGCUCUUUGAGAAGAACCUGGUGCGGCGCAUGAACCGUGGCACACAGGCUGACUUGGCACAAAGGGGUUGUGUGACACUGCCAGGCUUCCAAGUCCUGAAUUGCCCCCACAAGGCAAAAAUUCUGAACAGGGUCUGAAGUAAGGUGAGACAAUCUGUUUUAUAUUGCAACAGAAGAGAUGAUAGAUACAUCUGAAAGCAGCAUGCAUCUCCACAUGGAUUGCUUGAGCUAUUGAUGUACGGUAGGGCAGUAUUUCUCUCUUUAAAAAAACAUUUUUGUUAAGUUGUAGAGUAUUAUUAAAUACAAAAUACAAAAGUAAAUAGAAAAGCACUGAGGAGGGAGGGGAAAGGAAGUGAGGAAAGAUAGGGGGGGAAAAGAAAAAGAAGCAUUGACUUCUGACUCUGUUAGAGUAAAAUAAGGCAUCAAAUCACAGCGUUUUGCUUUUCUAUAAUACUAUGAAUAAGUCAUUUCCAUAAAGAUCUAUCAAUCUAAUCUGUAAAACCCAAAGUCAGAGUUUCAUUCUUUUCUACAUCAAGCACGAAGUUCAGAAGCGGUUUCCAUGUGGAAUCAAAAGUAUUUAUGUUCUUUUCUUUAAUCAAAGUAGUCAAUUUUGCCAUUUCAUGAACUCCAUCAACUUCUGCAACCAUUCUUCCAUGGUAGGAAUCAAAGUGGCCUUCCAUUUUUGCACAUACAAUAGUCUUGCUGCUGUCAACAUAUAUAGUAACAAAAUUCCUUUUUUUUUCUCCAGUUCUUUUUCCAUUAGACCCAAAAAGAAAAGUUCUGGUUUCGUUUUUAUCUCCAUUUUCUGUAUUAAAAUAUGAAUCAUACUCCAGAAAUUUUUUUUGCUUUAUCACAUGUCCAUCAUAAAUGAUAAAAAGUCCCUUCUUUAUUUUUAUACUUCCAACAUUCAUUUGACAUGCCUUUAUACAUCUUAGAUAACUUAUCUAGUGUUAAAUACCAAUGAUACAUCAUCUUAUAGAAAUUCUCUUUUAGAUUAUAAUUUAAUGUAAAUUUUAAACCCUUCGUCCACAUAUUUUCCCAUUGUUCAAGCAUCAUAUUAUAUCAAAAAUUCCCACUGAAUCAUACAAUGUUUUUACAUGUUCCUAUUCCAAAUUCAAUUUCAAUAACAUUUUGUAAAUCUUAGCAAUAAUAUGUUCAUCGUUGCCACAUAAUGAAAGUUCCAAUUCAUUUUUAACAAAGUCAAAUCCAUAGCAUAACCAUAACUUUUUAUCCAAUUUGAACCUCUUUCAGUUGCUGAUAAGUAAAUCAAUGGCAAGCGUAACCUUCUGAUUCAAGUUCUUCCCUUGGCUUUAGUAUUUGGUCACCAGAAUUAAAAGAUAAAAUUUUACCAUACGUCAGCCAAUUUGGUUUUGCCACCAUUUCUUUUCUUAAAAAAAGCUUUCUGUGGUGACAUCCAAAAGGGGCAGUGCAGUAUUUCCCAACCUCAGCAACUUUAAGAUAUGUGGACUUAAACUCCCAGAAUUCCCAUGCUGGCUGGCGAAUUCUGAGAGUUGAAGUCCACAUAUCUUAAAGCCGCUAAGGUUAAGAAACAUUGGUGUAGUGAAAUGUCUGGCAAAGUAGCAGAGAUAGUCCAGAAAGACCAAAUAGCUUUUACAGUAAUAAAUCUGUAUAACCAUUUGAUGGCAGCAGAGAAUUUUUGGUAUCUCCUUACUGCCAUCUAGUGUUCACUAGGAUUUUUAAAGAUAGGCACUAGAGACAUCUUUUCUAGAAGAGUUUACUUGUUUGUAAAUGUAGUUCAAAAACUUCAUAGAAGUAAGAAACCAUUUUGCUUUUGCUUGUAAGACAUGGGGUACUGUAGAUAGUUAUCACGGUAUAGAUUUUAGAAGAAAAUCCCUUUUUUGGGCUUGUUUAAUCAUUGAGACCCGAGCAUCCAUUUCAUAGAAGUUGAAUAGAAUACAAGUCAUGUUUAUUAUGAUUCUGGAGGCUGCACCAGCAAUCCUAAGGGAGAUGGAAUGCAACUUCUGUAGGUUUAUGCAAAUCAAAAGUCAGAGGUAGUGAGUAAUUAAGGUGGGACUACAAACACAAAGUUUAUAUUAAGAAUAUCAGAGUUUGUGUGUUAUUCUGUCUGAUAUAUCUAUUCUUGUUAUCUGCCUGGUUUCUCCCUUCUUAUUUCCUAUAGCUUUCUUCAUCUCCAUCUACCCCCUUUCCUUGUUACUAACAUUCCUUUGCUUUGCAUUGUUAUUUUAUAUAUUUAUUAAAUUUAUAUGCCACUGUCCAACCAAAUAUCCAUUUGGUUCAGUUCAGUGGUGGGUUCCAACUGGCUUUACUACCAGUUCUCCUCAUGCAUGCUCUUCACGUGCACCUGUAAAUCAUGUAAAAAAAUGAUUUACAGGUAAAAAUCAUUUAAAAAUUAUACAUGCAAAAGACGUUAAUAAUGUUGCUUGCAUUCUAUGUUGGCCUCUAUAAGAGAUGUCUAAAAGGAAUGUCCAGAUCUGAAUACAGAAUACCAGAGUUGGAAGGGACCUUGGGAGGUCUUCUAGUUCAACCUCCUGCUUAAGCAGGAGACUCUAUACCUGUGAUGGCGAACCUAUGGCAAGCAUGCCACAGGCGGCACGUGGAGCCAUGUUGCCUGGCACGCCAGCUCAGCUCCGGUGCACAUGCGUCGGAGUCUCUGGAGGCUGGGGACAGCAAAAAAGUCACUUCCUGUCCAACCAGAAGUUGGGAAACGGGCCGUUUCGGGCCUGUGGGGAAGGCUGUUUUCACCCUCCCCAGAUGCAUAGAGAGGAUCUGGAGCCAGGUGAGAAAGAAAAACGGGCCUACCGGGCCAUCGUGUGCUAGGAGCGGGGGGAAGGGAGGUCGCAUGCACGGGGCGGGGUGCAUAGAAUUAUGGGUGUGGUCACACGUGCACGCGAACCUCCUCCGCCCCCCCCCUUCCUGGCACGCGAUAGCAAAAAGGUUAACCAUCACUGCUCUAUACUGUUCCAGGCAAAUAGCUGUCCAAUCUCUUGUUAAAAAUCUCCAGUGAUGGAGCACCCAUAACUUAUGGAGGCAAGCUGUUGCACUGAUUAAUUGUUUUCUUGAAAGGAAAUUUCUUCUUAGUUCCAGUUUGGAUCUCCCUUUGAUAAGCUUCUAUUCAUUAACUUCCUGUCCUGCACUCAGGUGGUUUGGAGCGUUGAUUGUUCCCCUCUUUGUGACUGCCUCUCAAAUAUUGGAAGACUACUAUCAUGUCACUCCAGUCCUUCUCUUCAUUAGACUAAAUAUACUUUCUUCCUGCAACCAUUCAUUGGAUGUUUUAGAGCAACUAUCUUUAUUGCUCUUCUCUGCACUCUUUCCAGAGUUGCAAUACUGUUUUCAUAUUAUGAUGCCCAAAAAUGGACACACUAUUCCAAAUGUGAUCUUACCAAAGCAGUAUAAAGCAGAUCUAGCACUUCAUGCACCCUUAAUACUAUCCCUCUUGUGUGAGUUCUGGUAAUGUUGGUCAUGGUAAUUUCCAGUUUUGACUAAAUCAAAGGACCUUCUACCCUGGCUCCAUUUUCACUUCCUAAAUGCAAUUUGAAGAUGAGUGAAGACAGUAGUGUCUUCACUUCCUGUGAAACUGAGCUGAGGAGAAGAGGUGAAAAUCAUCUUAGAGAAAUUUGUGUCCUGGAGAAAGAGUUGCCAGAGAAGGAACUUUAUUAGCCCUGAGAAAAUAGAAGGUGUGAGACAGAGAACAGCCCUGCCUUGACCUAUUGGUCCUUAAAAAGGGCAGGCUUUUAAAAUUCUUUUAAUAUAUAUUUUUUCUGUUUAAUUGGGUCUUGCUCUGGAGAAGUCUUGCAGUUUUCAUGGCAGGAUUUUUCAGACGUGGUUUACCAUUGCUUCCUAGGGCUGAGAGAGAGUAACUAGCCCCAAGUCACACAGUUGGCAAGACUACAAUUCAUUCUCCCCUGAUUUCUUAACCUUAACCACUACAAUCAAACUGGCUCUCCCUGUUAAUAUAUCCUACAACAAUAAAGUAGCAUUAUUACUUCCUGCAGUGUCUGCUUCUUGAUCUGGUCUGCCUCAAAGGGUUGACAACUACAGACCCACUCCAAACUGCAGGUUCUCUAGAAUAAAAACCUCCUUGUGCCUCCUUGUUGCCCCCGGUUCGCACCGGUUCUAUAGAACCGGUAGUAAAACCAGCAGGAGGCUCCACCCACCGAUCCCAAUGUCAUCAAAUCGCUUCUGUGCAUGUGCAAACCGGUAGUAAAGGUAAGCAGAACCCACCCCUGUCCUGUAUAUAUAUAAAAAAGAGAAGGCAAAGGAAACCAAGCAGUUUGACACUUCACAUCUAGGUUUCAAAGUGAGAAUCAAGCUUACAGGAUAAUCAAAAGUUCAGGACUGGGGAGGAAAGGUGAUGCAGAAUGGUUUUAUUAAUUAAUUAAGCUUAUAUGCCGCCCUCUCUCCAGAAAGGACUCAGGGCGGCUCAUAGCAAUAAAACAGAUAAAAUCAAUAUUAAAUGUUAAAAACCAUUAAAACUCCCCUUAAAAACCCCUUCAGUCCAAUCCGGCCUGACGAAAUAACCAUGUCUUAAGGUCACAGCGGAAAGAGCGCAGGUCAGGGGCCACCCGGAGCUCCAGGGGUAGUUGAUUCCAGAAGGUAGGUGCGCCCACAGAGAAAGCCCGUUCCCUAGGAGUCGCCAGACGACACUGCCUGGCCGACGGCACUCCAAGGAGGCCCUCCCUGUGGGAACGCACUGGGCGAUGGGGAGCUGUCGCUGGCCGCAGAUGGUCCAUCAGGUACCCUGGGCCUAAGCCAUGUAGGGCUUUAUAGGUGAUAACCAGCACCUUGAAUCUCACCCGGAGGGCAACCGGUAGCCAAUGCAGGUCGUGCAGGAGGGGUGUAACAUGAGAGUGUUGGGACACUCCCAUCACUACCCGCGCGGCCGCAUUCUGCACCAGCUGAAGCCUCUGAGUGGUCUUCAUGGGCAGCCCCAUGUAGAGAGCGUUGCAGUAGUCGAUCCGGGAGGUCACGAGCAUAUGAGUGACUGUACGGAGGUCAUCACGGUCCAGGUAGGGGUGCAAUUGGCAUACCAGACGAAUCUGUGCAAAUGCGCCCCUGGUCACGGUCGCAACAUGGUCUUCCAAAGUCAACUGUGAAUCCAGAGGAUGCCUAAAUUGCGCGCCCUUUCAACAGGGGGCAACACUUUACCCCCUAUGACCAACGAUGGAAUAUUCCAUUGGAACCGAGAUGCCGGUACCCACAGCCACUCCGUCUUGGCGGGGUUGAGCUGAAGCCUGUUCCUCCCCAUCCAGAGCCACACCGCUUCCAGGCAUAGGACAUCACGUCGAGGGCAUCACUGGGUUGUUUCGGGGUGGAUAUAAAAAGUUGAGUAUCAUCAGCGUACUGAUGAUACCUCACUCCGAAACCACGGAUGAUCUCCCCCAGAGGCUUCAUAUAGGUUGCAGAUAAGAAAACCAUAGCUCUGAAAUAGUUUCAGCUACGUCACAGCUUGAGCUAUGAAUAUACUCUGUAUCAACUCAGCUUUGCAGCACAGAGGCAUCAAGCUGCUUUCAAACGGACUAAGGAUCCUCAUGUCUCCUGCAACUCCUUAUGUAGCAACAUUUUCAGCUGAUAAAAUUAGUGACCUGGAGUGAGAUGGAUUGGCCACAGUUGUCCAUGUUCUUAUAAUGUAUCCUAACUUUGUAUAUAUUUAUAUCUUGGACUGCUAUUAGUCCAGAAUAGUCCAAAAACUUCGGUUGGUCCAAAGUUUCAGGGAUAGUAAUUCAGACUGUGUUUUUGAUCAUAGUAUGUUAUUUUUUUUCCUACUGCAUUGCUUACAAUUUUCAUGAAUGAGAGUUUUCCCCUAAAAUGGGUAGAGACCAGGCUAUAGUAGGGCCACUAUACUUUUGUUACCGUUUAGCAAGCUAUAGAUUUUUGCAGCCCAAAUCUAGUAGCUUUUGAUUAUGAAAAAUAUGACUUCAAGGUCCCUAUUGUCAUCUGGCCACAUCUUGGAUGCCCUUUGAAUAAGAUAAUAAAUAAAUUCUAUAUCUCAAGUUUGACAGGAAAUAGUUUUGCUUUUUGAAUAUUCUGUGUAUUUUUAAUUUGCUUUUUCUGACUAUUACAAUUAUGGCUGGAUCUUUUAGUUCGCGCUUUAAUAGUAAAUUGCUUUAAUGUUGAUUCUGAAAAACCGCUCUGCUUGCAUUCAAUCCCUGUAGGCAGAAGGAAGAGACAGUUGUUUAAAUAACAAUAACAAGAGGAAAAACACUUCCUUUUUAAAAUUUUAAGAAAAUAUUUUUUUUUACAGGUUGGUGAAAAUUUCACAGCUUAAUAAGAAUAUUUAAGAAAUCCAUAUGGUUGUUGCAACUAUUGUUCGGGGAGAUGGUGUGAUGUAUUAGAUGCUGCAAAUCAAUAUCUUUCUGAGGUUCUUGAGUUAAUUUCUAGCUGUUUAGGCCCCAUUGCAUUUUAUCCACCCAUGAGGUAGAUUGAUGUCUCAAACUGAUUUCUUUGGAACCGAUUGCUGGCAAAAGUACAGUAUGCUAUGGAAAGUGAACGGACAACAUCCUCUUUUAAGCAAAUGCGUAAUGGCUGCAUUCUCGUAAUACAUUUAAUUGUGUAACUCCCUCUGUGAAACAGAAAAUAAUAUUAUGAUAUAUGGUUUUGACAAUUAGAAAUAAUAAUAGAUAAUAGAAAAAUGAAUAAACUUGUAAACUUUGAAUGUUAAUGUACAUUUAUAUCUGUUGAAAAAUAAAAAUGUCACUUCUUUGUA
Pantherophis guttatus is the source of this 8494-nucleotide messenger RNA. Its product is annotated as beta-galactoside alpha-2,6-sialyltransferase 1-like. Gene Ontology annotation, cellular component: Golgi apparatus. Lineage: Eukaryota; Metazoa; Chordata; Lepidosauria; Squamata; Colubridae. Gene Ontology annotation, biological process: sialylation. The record is from RefSeq and is a predicted model, not a curated record. Gene Ontology annotation, molecular function: beta-galactoside alpha-2,6-sialyltransferase activity.